UGUCAGCGGAAAGCAAAAGCCCUACCGGUGCAGUCUUAAACCCUCAGCCAUCGUUUCUUUCCCUCGAAUCCAAUGGCGAAGAAAAAACAGAAAUCAUCGCAAAAUAAGGAUAAGAAUCAAGAACUAAAGGAGCAGCCGGUAGUUGUAGAGGAUGAAGCAGCAGCAGCUAAACAAGAAAAAGAAGACGAGGAGAAGGAGGAGGAGGAAGAACGGAGUUUCGAAGACCUUGGAUUAGACCCUCGCCUAAUUCGAGCACUUAUCAAGAAAAACAUCGACAAACCUACACCUAUCCAGCGCGUCGCCAUUCCUCUCAUCCUUGAAGGUAAAGACGUGGUUGCUCGGGCAAAGACUGGUUCAGGAAAGACCUUCGCCUAUCUCCUACCUUUACUUCAGAAGCUAUUUUCUGACUCGCCUUCUAAACAUAACCAAGCUCCUACCGCUUUCAUUUUAGCUCCUACUCGUGAGUUAUGCCAACAAGUUUAUGCGGAGGUGAUGUCGCUAAUUGAGUUAUGUAGAGUGCAGCUGAAAGUUGUGCAAUUGACUAGCAGCAUGUCUAAUUCUGACUUGAGAACAGCAUUGGCUGGGCCACCUGAUAUUAUAGUGUCUACGCCUGCUUGUGUACAUACAUGCCUGUCAGAUGGUGUUCUUCAGCAGAAAGCUGUUCAGGAUUCCUUGUCCAUUAUUGUCCUCGAUGAGGCAGAUCUUCUUUUGUCAUAUGGAUAUGAAGAUGAUCUUAAAGCUCUUACGGCGCAUGUCCCUAGACGUUGCCAGUGUCUUCUCAUGUCAGCAACCUCUAGUGCUGAUGUUGAAAAGCUGAAAAGGCUUAUUUUACAUAAUCCCUACAUCUUAACUUUGCCUGAAGUAGGAGACCUUAAGGAUGACAUCAUCCCCAAGAAUGUUCAGCAGUUUUAUAUAUCAUGCAGUGCCCGAGAUAAGCUUGUCCACAUCCUUGCCCUGUUGAAGCUCGAGCUUGUUCAGAAAAAAGUUUUGAUAUUCACCAAUGCAAUUGAUACAAGUUAUAGACUGAAGCUCUUCUUUGAACAGUUUGGUAUAAAGUCUGCUGUUUUAAAUGCUGAGCUGCCCCAAAAUUCUCGUCUACAUAUCCUUGAGGAGUUCAAUGCUGGACUUUUUGAUUAUUUGAUUGCGACUGAUGACAGUCAGCCGCAAGAGAAAAAGAAGUUUGACAGUGGAAGUAAUGCUGUGCAGAAGAAAGCCAGAAAGCAUGCCAAGCAAAAACUAGAUGCAGAGUUUGGUGUUGUGAGAGGGAUAGAUUUCAAAAAUGUGCACACGGUCCUAAAUUUUGAGAUGCCUCAAAGUGCUGCGGGAUAUGUACAUCGAAUUGGACGUACUGGAAGAGCGUAUAACACUGGUGCAUCUGUCUCUCUGGUGUCCCCUGAGGAAAAUGACAUGUUUGAAGAUAUUAAAUCCAUCAUCGGUGAAAGUGAUAAUAUGGACUCCAAUUUUAUAGCUCCAUUUCCGUUGCUCACUAAGAAUGCUGUGGAGGGCUUGAGAUAUAGAGCUGAGGAUGUGGCAAGGAGUGUGACAAAAGUUGCUGUGAGAGAAUCUCGGGCACAGGACCUUAGAAAUGAAAUUCUCAAUUCAGAAAAGUUGAAGGCUCAUUUCCAAGAUAAUCCCAGGGACUUAGAUCUUUUGAAACAUGACAAGCUUUUAAGUAAGAAGGAUCCGGCUCCCCAUCUACGUGAUGUGCCCGAAUACCUCUUGGACCCAACAACGCAGGAAGCCCGCAAAAUUGUAAAGCUUGCGAGAGCUGCAAUGGGCAAUAAUAACACUGCUCGCCGCAAAGGAUUUAAGGGCAAGUUUAGAAAAAGUAGAGACCCUUUGAAAACCUUUUCUGCUGAGGCAUCAAGACGACCUUCAAAAGGUGGGAUAAGGAGGAGGGGACCAGGGUGCGAUGCCAGUCAUAAGCGCAAAAGGAAAGAGGCUGUCGAUUGAUUUGUUGCGCGCUCGCUGGAAUAUUUCAGCUCGGGAGGUUCUCAGUCCCCAAAAGUUUUGUUUUAUAUUAUAUAUGAUUGGAAUGUUAAAUUUUGAUAUCCAGCAUGUCGUCCCGUUCUUGUCCAUGUCUCCAUGGAUCGUCACACAGCAUUUUGCGUGCUGGGGCGAUCCUGGGCCAAUUGCAGUGUCUGAACUUUCGGAAUUGAUUAGUCUUACAAGUAUAGAAUUCUUUUGGUGA
Coffea eugenioides is the source of this 2191-nucleotide messenger RNA. RefSeq names its product DEAD-box ATP-dependent RNA helicase 16. The transcript is spliced from 15 exons. Bases 73 to 1953 code for a protein of 626 amino acids. Gene Ontology annotation, molecular function: RNA helicase activity; nucleic acid binding; ATP binding. The record is from RefSeq and is a predicted model, not a curated record. Gene Ontology annotation, cellular component: nucleolus. NCBI's taxonomy places the organism in Eukaryota, Viridiplantae, Streptophyta, Magnoliopsida, Gentianales, Rubiaceae.